Cucurbita moschata (crookneck pumpkin) is the source of this 2074-nucleotide messenger RNA. Its product is annotated as transcription factor bHLH62-like. The record is from RefSeq and is a predicted model, not a curated record. Gene Ontology annotation, cellular component: nucleus. The transcript is spliced from 8 exons. Gene Ontology annotation, biological process: regulation of DNA-templated transcription. Gene Ontology annotation, molecular function: protein dimerization activity; DNA-binding transcription factor activity. Bases 287 to 1723 code for a protein of 478 amino acids. Lineage: Eukaryota; Viridiplantae; Streptophyta; Magnoliopsida; Cucurbitales; Cucurbitaceae.
CACUUCCCCACAUUUCUCACUCCAUUUCUCUCUGUAUUUGCUUUCUCUCUCCUCUCUCUCUCUCCUCUUCUCUUUUUAAUCUGCUCUUCAUUUUGAGCCCACGAACUAACGAAGAAAUCAUUUCAUUGUUGUUGCUUCUUUAUCUCAAAAAUCUCUCCUCGCCAUUGUUGUUCUUGUUUUCUUGCAGAGAAAGAUUCUGGGUAGGGUUUUUUUUUGUUCUGUUUUCUGUUGAUUUUUUGGUUUUGGCACAGUUCUUCAUCGGAAAUUUGUGUGAUUCUUCGUCGAUAUGGAGAAGGAGUUCUUCAUGAACGAUGGAAGCAGUUUUUAUGGGAUGGAUUCGAGUGUGUUGUUCAAUUCCAAUUGGGAAAAUUCGAUGGAUCAGAGCGAUCUCUUUGAGUCUACUUUGAGUUCGAUUGUGUCUUCUCCGGCGAAUUCACACGCUGGGGCUGUAAUCGGCGGUGGUAGUGGCGGCGGCGACAACUUGAUGAUGCGAGAAUUGAUCGGAAGGCUUGGAAGUAUUUGUAGUUCUGGUGAGAUUUCGCCUCAUUCUUACAUUGGUGGGACGAACAAUAAUAGUACCAAUACUUCUUGUUACAAUACGCCUUUGAAUUCCCCUCCGAUGAAGGGAAAUUUAUCUGUCGGUCACCAUCAAAAUCUAGCUCCAUUUUCGGCUGAUCCAGGUUUAGCUGAAAGGGUUGCGAGAUUUUCUUGCUUUGGGAACAAGAAUCUUGCAGUGAAUGGGCAAUUGUGUUCUAAUGAAACUCAAGAAUUGAGCAACAAGUCAAUGGCUGGAGCUGGUGUGGAAUCUGGCAAGCUUUCUAGGGUUUCAAGUAACAAAUCCUUCAAUGUUAGUGGAAUUGGAUCUCAAAUGGGAGUUCAGAAGGGAAAUUCUAUGGCUAACAAGAAAGUUAUGAACAGGUUUUCGAGGUCUUCGACCCCCGAAAAUGACGAUUCGCGGGAGGGAUCGUCGGUUUCGGAGCAGAUUACAGCUGGGGAAUUAGGAUUCAAAGUUAACACUAGGAAAAGGAAAUCAGCUCAUACUGGUGAAGCAAAGAAUGUGAAGGCUGCAGGGGAGAAUCAUGAACCAAAUGGCAAGAAAAUCAAACCAGAGAUGGAUGCUGCAAAGGGGAAGGCUGAGGCAAAAGAUGCAACUCAGAAACAAAACAAUGAUAAUUCAAAGCCUCCAGAGCCUCCAAAGGAUUAUAUCCAUGUUAGAGCUAAAAGGGGUCAAGCUACAGAUAGCCAUAGUUUAGCUGAAAGAAUCCGACGAGAGAAAAUCAGCAAACGGAUGAAGUUUCUUCAAGAUCUCGUCCCCGGUUGCAAUAAGAUAACUGGGAAGGCAGUGAUGCUUGAUGAAAUUAUAAACUAUGUUCAAUCUUUGCAGCACCAAGUUGAGUUUCUUUCAAUGAAAUUGGCUACUGUCAAUCCAAGGAUGGAUUUUAACAUGGAAACUCUUUUGCCAAAGGAUAUCUUCAAAGGUUCGAGUUCGUUACCGCAUACGAUUUACCCUAUUGAUUCGUCUGUGCCCACUUUUGCAUAUGAGUAUCAAUCUAUGAACAUUCCUCCUCUUCAUAGUGAUCAAACGCAGGGUGGAUACCACAAAAUGGGGAAUGGAAUCCAAAUUUCCAAGUUUUGGGAGGAUGAACUCCACAGUGUAGUUCAGAUGGGUUAUGUACAAACCCAGCUGCAGAAUCCUCAUGGUGAGAUGAAAAGUGAAUUGUAAAAGAAUGAAAGAACUGGUGAAAUCCAUGGCGGCCCCCCCACGGCGAGUGAGGCUUUGUGUACAUAGAGAGGGAUUCCAGUUGCAUUUUUUUGUUGUUUCUGAACAUUAUGUAUCAGCCACUCAUUCUUUUGGAGAGCUCUUCAAGAACUAAUUGCAAGAACUAAUUGCAGCAGCAGCAGCAAAGCUGAUGGUGGCCUCAAGUUUUUAUCAGACCACAUUUGAAUGCUUUUCUCUUUAUAGCCAUUUGUAAAAGUAGUGUUGGAAAAGACUGAAAAGUUCUGAUAUCUCAAUCCAACCCCCCUGUGUAUUACCAUUACUCAUAAAUCAUAAAUCUUAUCAUUGUUCUUCUCU